GACCUCCUGACUGAGUAUUUGAGAGUAGCGCGACCAGCCGCAUUUCCACCCCAUACUAGUAGUGCAUCCACCAGUGUCGAUCCGCUCGUCAGCACGAGAGCCUAGAGAGCUCCUCCGAUAUUUGUUUUUGGCAACUGCCCAAUAUCCGACGAACUGAUAUCUCUAGGUAUUUUUUAGCAGCUCAUUUCAAAUUGGUGACGUUCCGCUCGUCUAGUUUUUUUAGUUCCAUCCUACCAUAGCACUUUGGCUCGUCAUGCUCGCGCAGAUCUCCCCGAACGCGCGGCCUCCUAGUCGGGCCUCGCCUAGGUCUAGAACGUCUCCUUCGCUAAGCAACCAGUCUAAAACUCAUAUUCACGAGGUCGAGGAGCAUACGGUAACUCGUAACACUUCGCUGUAUUCGCGAAUCGAAAUGCAACAGCACAUACCUGGUUACCAGUCCAGCGACGAUCGCGAUUAUCCCAGUAACUCUGGUACCGAUGUACGACAAGCCAUGGAGAUCAAUGACAGGACUCAAAGGUCCCCUCGUACAGGGAACGGCUUGCAGUUUCACGACAGAGAAAAUGCGGCGAGCGAGGUAGUCGAGGAGACAGAGGAGGCGAGGAAAUGGCGCGCGGUGCUUCGAGUGAUGACCGCUGAUUAUGUGAAGCUUGGUCGAUGCCAUGGAUUGCUGCAGCAGGACUCGGAGCGGCGACGAGUGGAGAUGGAGCAGUUGCAGCAGCAGCUGAAGGAGCUCGCGACUCACAACGAGACCCUCCGCGGGGAGCUCUCAUCCAAUGACGCGCGGGCGCGAGAGGCGGAGGCGCAGCUCCGCGCGCAGAUGGAGGCGGAGCGGUCGGAGCUGGAGCGGGGCGCCGCCGUCGCUUCCGCGCGCGCGGCUUCUGACCUCCGUGCGACUCUUUCCGCGCGCGACGAAGCUUUUUCCCGCGAGCGCGCGGGGCUCGCGCAGCAGCUGGCUGACCUGCGGCGGGAGCUACAGGCGGAGCGGGAGAGAGAGCGCCCGUGCUUCGAGUGCGCGGAACGCGCCUGGCGGGACGAGGAGGAGGCAGAGGAGGAGGCGGAGAGGCGCAGGCGCAGCGAGGCGGAAGUUGCGCGCUGGCAGCAGGCGGCGGGGCUGGCGGCGGCGGGACUCGUAAUAGAGAGCGCCGCUAAGGAGUAUCUCUUAGACCGAGUAGAUGAUCUGGAGCGAUCCGAAGUCGAAAGAGAGCAAGAGCAGCGGGAGAACGAGCGGAAGGAGCGGGAGGAAGGGAGGCGGGAAGGGGAAGUUCGCGCCCGCGUGGAAGCGGAGACCCAGCGGGAGCAGAUCUUGGCGCAAUGGACGGAGGAGCGGGAGGCGUGGGCGCGGCGGAACGCGGAAAAGGACCGGGAAGUUGCGCGGCUACAGCAAGAGUUUGCGGAACUAGGGUUACAGUUACAGGCGGCGGUGGCGGAGGUAGAGAGGGGGAAAGCGGAAGCCGCCGCGCAGCAGCGCGUGGUGGAGAACCUCACGCGCGACCGCCACAUGCUCGCGCGCAAGUCGGAGGAUCUGUCCGCGCGCACGGCGGCGGCGCAGAGGCGCGCAGCGGUGGCGGAAGAGGCGGCGGAGGUGGCGGAGGCGAAGGCGGAGGACGAGCGCGACCUGGCUGCGUCGCUCCAGCGAGAGUUACAAAUGCUGAAGGCGAAGUUCCUGCACCAAGAGGCGGAGAAAGAGAAGCUCGAGAUGGACGUGGCAGAGGCGCGCGACCAGCUGAGCGUGGUGGAGGAACAGGAUGCGAUAGUGAGGAAGAACCUGCGAAAAGCGGAGGAGGAGCUGGAUGUGCUGGUAGACGAAUGUGCAGAGAUGAGGCGGCUGCUGAGGCUGACAGUGCAGGCGUUUGACUACCACAAGAGCUCCAUUCUGCACCUGCCAGGGAUGAAAAACCUUUCAUCUGAGCUUAUGACAGCAGCGGCGGAGUUUGAGGAUGAGGAAAAGACAGAUGGAGAAGGUGCUAGCUGAGGAGGGGAGGAGCAAUCUGAUGGACAAGGCUGAAGCAGUCAGGAGGUUAUUGCUGUUCCUGCUUGCACAACAGGAUGCAGUGACUUGAAGAUGUGAUGAGAGGUUGGUGUGCAUAUC
Messenger RNA from Closterium sp. NIES-67, 2089 nucleotides. The record is from the annotation of a GenBank genome assembly. NCBI's taxonomy places the organism in Eukaryota, Viridiplantae, Streptophyta, Zygnematophyceae, Desmidiales, Closteriaceae.